UCUUUGGAUUCCAGUGAGAGGGACUUCUGGGUGGAAGAAGGUUUCCAGAGAAGAUUAUCUUUGCUCAAUUUGCUUUUACAAUUAUGGAGAGUAACCCUUACUUCAGCAGUCAACAAGUGCUUUGCAAAGAUGUUGAGCUGGGGAAAGAGAAGGAAAGAAAGGCCAGGUAUCGUGCUUACCAGUGUGCCGCCAUCAUCCUGAGUGUGGUAUUCCUGAUAUUGGCCCUCUGUAUCUUCAGUCUGAGAUAUACAUGGAGUCCAAACCCUGGGAAGGUAUAUGAUCAUCAGUAUAAAGCCGUACUGGAUGGAAUGGAGACUGAGAGCAUGAUGGAAAUCUAUCCAGCGAAACGCAUCGAGAUGUUCAGGAUGGGAAACGGCACUGACGAGGUCCUGGAGGUGCAUGACUUCAAAAAUGGCAUCACGGGCAUUCGUUUUGCCAAGCACCAGAGAUGCUACAUCAGGGCUCAAACCAAGGAGCUGCCCAAGCUGGACUCAAAGACCAUCGACAUAGAGGUGAGUGAGACAGGUGAAGUGGAUAUGCAGAUGGUGGACUCUCAGAUAUGGAUCCCUGCUGAAGAACCAGUCUCCAACAAAACAUUCCUGUUGAAUUCCAAGAUCUGGGAGAUUUGCCAAGAUCUGCCCAUCCACUGGAUCCACCCAUCUCCUCUCAGAGAUGCUGAAUUCCACGAUGUAGAGGACGUGGAGGAGACCCCAGAGCUGGAGGCGAGAGGUCCACGUCAGGCCCGGGACGUCAUGGACCAGUUACCAGUGAACGACUAUAGAGAAGCGGGGAUGGAGCUGGACAACAGCCUAGAUGAGCAGGGCUACUGCUGCCAGUACUGUCGUCGGGGGUACCGUUACUGUCGGCGAUACUACGAGCCCCUUGGCGGCUUUUGGCCGUAUCCCUACUAUUACCAGGGAGGACGGGUCAUCUGUCAGAUUGUCAUGCCCUGCAACUGGUGGAUAGCAAGAAUGCUGGGACGAAUUUGAGGAUGCCGGUGGGAACCAGUGGUGCUAUGCUGCUCAGGGGUACGCGUAGACCAGUUUCAUUUGUACGAAAUGUCACAUAUACGCUCAAAACCUUUUCCAUUCCUUGUGUAAAAAAAAUCUUUUCAAAUAAGGCAAAACAUUAGCUCAUCCUCAGUGACCGCGUCACUGUCAUAAUUAUUUUUUUUUAUAUUAUAUAUGGGUAAGUUGAUGGAUAACCAUCAACAUCAAGAUUUUAAGUUAAACUGAUUAUAAAUGCAUAAGGGAGUUUAACUUGUGGUACUUCAAAUUAAUUUUUAAUAGUACAAAAAUAUUCCAUCUCAGACUAUUUUCAACAGCAUUUUGCUUGUAAUUAUUAUGCACGCCAUUUUUAUGACCAUAUUAAUUUGAAACCACAUGGAAUAUUAGCCUCUCAAUUAAUAUGGUUAAAAAACUGUUAUUAUACAAUUAACUGUUUAAAACAGUGCUAGAUGGAGUCUCAUGUCAAUGGAGGAAGUAUUUCAUGUCAACUACCCAUAUAUGUACAUGGCUGCUUUCUGUAAGACUUAUCCUUUUCAAUCCUUUUAUCUGUCCUUGACCUGAUGUUGAUACUGUAAGUAGAACAGAAACAGGUGCUUUGGAAAUGGUCAGUUACUGUAGUCUACAUAUUCCAUGCAGACCUUUCAAAACAAUAGUGUAGGCGAGACAUUGUGAUUUAAUUUGAUUUAAUUAACAAGGAUUUCAUUUGAUUUUGUUUGUUUGCGCAUGAAGUUCUGCAUGACAUGACUGUUUCCAUGGGCCCUUUGUUUGUCAUGUUUAUAGUGGAUGAGAGGCAUUAUAAGAAACCAGGUUAACAAAUAAAUUCACAGUAAUUUGCAUGUUUAUAUUAUUAACUAUUGUGUUUAAUGUAUUUACGCUUAAGCAAGUCCCUGUAGAACUUUGAAAAUUAGCUUUUUUAAAAGCUGUUAUGUGAAUUUAGUGCGGUGUAGGACUACACUGUACACAUAUCACGCGGCUAUAUUUAAGUAGUGACAUUGCUAGCACCAUAAUUGCAGGUCUGGGACUGUUUCAAUCAAUUCUUUCAUCCAAGCAAAUGCGUGCUCUAUAAAUUGCAUUUACAUAAUCGAAUGCUCUUUUGUGUUUUUCCAGCAACUUCCUUCUGAAUAAAACUGGUAAAAGUUUUAUAGUCUGCUACUAAUUUACUGCUGCAUAUAAACAUGUGCUAAGGGGACCGAAAAAGUGCAUUAAAUGUAUGCCUUCAAA
Messenger RNA from Sinocyclocheilus rhinocerous, 2228 nucleotides. RefSeq names its product tenomodulin-like. Lineage: Eukaryota; Metazoa; Chordata; Actinopteri; Cypriniformes; Cyprinidae. The record is from RefSeq and is a predicted model, not a curated record. The coding region runs from base 84 to 989 and encodes 301 amino acids. The transcript is spliced from 7 exons. Gene Ontology annotation, biological process: negative regulation of endothelial cell proliferation; negative regulation of angiogenesis.